AACCGUUGAUAUAUCUGGCUGUGUACAUACCGUCCAUAAAUAUUAAUUUAGAGAUAUCACGUCUGAAUAAAAUUGCUGUUUGAUUAGAAAUUAAAAAUAUGAGGCCUUUUAGUGACAAUCAACCUUUCCGUGAUUUAAACAAAAUCUUUCCUGAUUAUGAGCAACAAUGACUCCAAUAUCAGCGACGUUUCGAAUGCCCUUUUUUUAUGCAUUGAACAGGCAGAAACAUCAACCAACAUCAGCGCGAAUCCAUGGCAGCUUAUCAACUGCUUCCGAGGACCACAAAUGCAGGAUUUGGGCAUCGCCGUAGCAGUCACUGUGAUCAACGGUAUCAUUUUAUUUACGGGAUUAUUAGGAAAUAUUUUUGUUUGUGUUGUGAUUAUUAGACAUAAGUCGUUGCACAGUACCACAGAGUACUAUUUACUUAAUCUGGCUGUGUCAGAUCUCACUCUUCUAAUUUUUGGUCUUCCGUAUGAUGUCACGCUAUUUUGGCAUCAAUAUCCUUGGACUUUGGGAGAUUUCUUUUGUAAAACUAGAGCACUUAUAUCAGAAACAGCCUCCUAUGUUUCUGUGUUAACAGUGGUCGCAUUUUCUACAGAACGAUAUUUAGCGAUUUGCCAUCCAUUGUACACAAUGGUAAUAACAAACCUACAACGCUCGUUGAGGAUAAUAUCCGGCUUAUGGACGAUAUCGCUUUUAUGUGCCAUACCAUUUGCCUAUUAUAGUGGAGUGGAUUUUAUUUCCUAUCCAUUCGAUUCUGACAAUAUUAUUCCCCAAUCAGCGUUUUGUGCCAUGACUUCACAACCGGAAUAUAUACCAUUGGCUGAAAUAAGUACUAUAAUAUUCUUCUUUUUGCCACUGGCGAUAAUAAUCUUCCAGUACAUUAAAAUGGGAAUGGUGAUAAGGGAGACAACGAAGAAAGGAUACUUUUACGAAGAGGAAGGAACUGGAGCAGUCACUAUAAGAAAUAAUCGCCAGAUUAGGCAUAGGCACAACGUUAUUAAGAUGCUUUCUUAUGUUGUCUUUGGAUUCUUUAUCAGCUGGUGUCCCUUUCACACGCAAAGGAUACUUUCAAUCUACCUCAACAACCACUCUCACUUCGACGAACUAAACUACUGGCUGUAUAUUACUGCUGGUGUAUUCUACUAUUCUUCUUCAACACUGAACCCAAUACUGUACAAUGUGAUGUCGGAAAAGAUGAGAAAUGCUUUCAAAGAAGUCAUAUGCGGUUGGAAGAUUGAUCCUAGGUCCUCGAGAGCUAGUUUUGUUAAGAGUGAUACUAGCUACUUAAAUACUAACAGAGAAACAUAUAAUUCUGUGUCACAAAUUAAAGAAGAAGACAAACUGCAAUUAGUUAAGAAGAAUCGAAUUAAAUAGUAUUGAUAUGUGCACUUUGAAAAUAAAUUUUUUUAUAUACC
Diabrotica balteata is the source of this 1418-nucleotide messenger RNA. The record is from the annotation of a GenBank genome assembly. NCBI's taxonomy places the organism in Eukaryota, Metazoa, Arthropoda, Insecta, Coleoptera, Chrysomelidae.